GAUUAUUCCACACCCUAUAACGGCAAAGUGCUGGUUCAAUCUAGCUUCAUUUGUGCAAGGAGCUGUUCGAAUGAGGUUGUGACUAGUUUUCGAGGUCUUCAGCGUCCAAAAAAGGCUUCCAAACUAGGAUCUGGUUGUUACAAGGAGGAGAAGAAGAGUGUUAAGGACUUACUGACUGUUUAAGGAUUGCGUUACCCACCAUUUGAUCCCAACAUGGCGACCAAAAGUGUAAGUUUCGUCCUAGUUCUGUGCGCUUGCGCACAGCUUUCUCUGACUUUGACCUUCAAGCAGGUCGCUGUCAUGGACGUAAGGUCACCUGCGUUCCUGGGUCUCCUACCGAACGUGACGUCAUCGGGAGUUACCAAGUACGAUCUCCUGAUUAGCACGUUCAGCGGUAUUCCCUUCACUCAAGACUACGUCUGGGGGGUCCCCGAUGUGGGCAGCCGGCUUGAGAAGCCCGGGAGUUGGACCCCCGAAGUCAUCACCAACCAACUACACUGGCCGAAUGAGAUUGAACCCGUACCCGUUGACGUGUUUGGCAAGGGUGGUGUAGUCAGUGUUGCCGGUGGAUUUUUCCUGCCCACGAAAACCGACGGUGGUUUAUUCCUCAUUGACGGAUGGCCCGGAAAAGCAGGGUCGCCGGCGGACAUCUCUAGCAAUGACGUGAAGCAGGACUGGUUCUUCCACCGGGUGGAGUGGUUGGACAUGGACGGGGAUGGACGGAAAGACGCGCUCACCGCCAGGGCUUUCUUCAACCCUCUAGGGGGUACCUCGAAAGGAGAACUUCUGUGGUUCCAACAACCUGAGUCCGACCCCGUCAACACGCAGUUCUGGUCGCUACAUAAGAUCAUUACCGGCCCGGAUACCUUCUUUCGCACGGCUAGCCUGCCUAUUGGUGGAAAGUUGCGAACAGUCAUCAUCACGUGCGGAUACUUCUCCAAGGAGCUGCGCAUCACGUGGACAGAGGACCCAAAAGGAAACUGGACGAACGCAAAAAGCAUCAACUCUGCGGUGAUAGAUGAUGGGCUACAGUACUUCUCUGUGGAGGUUGCAGAUUUGAAUGCAGAUGGCAAAGAUGACUUGUUGGUGACCGUGAACAGCCCUAACAACGGUACAGUGUACGUGUUCGAGGUUCCGGAUGACCCGGUGACGCAGCCGUUCGAGCGGAUAUUACUGAAGAGCGGCUACAGCGUGCCCGGGUUCUUCCUGAACGGGAAAGGCGCUCCGGGAUCUGCCUUUCCUUUCUAUUCAUCUACUAACGGGAAAGGAAAACCGUAUAUUCUGGUCUCUGGCGACGAUGACAGGCAUGCUUACGUCAUGACUCCGCUGAGCCAAGACCCAAAAGACUGGCGGUACAAGCAGGAAACAGUGUACCAUGGCGGCGGCACGGUGGGACAGAUUGUGAUGGCUGACGUCAACGCGGACGGGAUCCAGGAGGUGUUCGUGCCAGCUUACAGCGAUAACAAAGUCUUGGUGUACCAAGUCACGGACACAGAAGGGUAGUCAUUAUGACUGCUCAUCAGAAUCGACAGGCUAGCUAAUAAAUACCAUAACAACUUUCAGGUGUAUCAAUUCGUUUCGUUUUCCCACCCUUGACAAGAAGGUUUACUUAA
Messenger RNA from Branchiostoma floridae (Florida lancelet), 1613 nucleotides. RefSeq lists its product as uncharacterized. Bases 214 to 1503 code for a protein of 429 amino acids. NCBI's taxonomy places the organism in Eukaryota, Metazoa, Chordata, Leptocardii, Amphioxiformes, Branchiostomatidae. The record is from RefSeq and is a predicted model, not a curated record. The transcript is spliced from 9 exons.